Messenger RNA from Didymodactylos carnosus, 981 nucleotides. NCBI's taxonomy places the organism in Eukaryota, Metazoa, Rotifera, Eurotatoria, Philodinida, Philodinidae. The record is from the annotation of a GenBank genome assembly.
CAAUAAUUUCAUAGCCAAUAACUGUUGUACGGCCUAUUAAUUACACUCAUAAAUCCAGUUUCUAAUGAGCAUUAAUUUGAUAUAUAAUACUCUGUGAUGUCAUUUAUACUUUAAGUUGCAGAGGGGGCGCGUAAUGGUUUUUGUAACACCCUGUGGAACAGAGUUACGAAAAAGUCUCACAUAUCUGCUCCGAUCUCUUCGAUCAACUGGUGCUUUUUGCUAGUCGGAAGUUUAUUAGUACGCACGUAACGUAUUUCACACUGAGAACGUGGUGAAAAGUGAUACACUUAAGUGACUAAUACUAUGUUCUUUCUGGAUGAUGUUAAACUGAAACUUAUUGUCAUUGAUUCAUCAUUGUAUUCAAUAGCUCGUGCCAAAAUUAUCUUACAAUCAUUGAACUAUGACGAUUAUGAUUAUGAGCAGUGUCAAAUGUGGUUUUCAUCAGGCUGGUCCGAUGAAACUUUAUCAUUAUUUCGUUAUGUUGCCAAAGAAUGUAAAAAGAAAGAAACAUCAAUAUCACCAUUAGGACAAAUUUUUCAAUAUUGGAUAGACUGUACACCUCCAUCAAGAGAUGAAGCUCGAAAUAAAUGGUUUAAAAUGUCGUGUGAUAAUACAUUUGAUAUGACCGCGGCGAAUUUAUUACGUUCGGAAGAUCGCGGACAUUUAUUACACUAUCAAUUAACCGGAGAAUUAUACUAUCGACAACAAUCGUCAUCAUCCGUUGAUUGUGGAAAUAUAAAAAAUUUAAUUGAUAUUUAUCAAUUAAAUGUACAAGUCAAAUAUUUAAAUCAUACACCAUUUGCUAGUUAUCACUUAUUAACACAUUAUUAUUUAUCAUUAAACUAUAUUCAAAAUUGGAUUGAUAAUUGGUUUAGAAAACAACAACCGCAAGUCAAUAUUAUUCAACAUCAAAUCGAAUCUUAUUGUGUGUUCUCUAAAUAUUGUACAACAUGUCAUUUAAAAUGGUCGUAUGCAGCAUAA